Messenger RNA from Trichechus manatus latirostris (Florida manatee), 3030 nucleotides. It is a transcript of the gene KANK4, whose product is annotated as KN motif and ankyrin repeat domains 4. Gene Ontology annotation, molecular function: protein binding. Gene Ontology annotation, biological process: negative regulation of actin filament polymerization. Gene Ontology annotation, cellular component: cytoskeleton; cytoplasm. Bases 1 to 3030 code for a protein of 1009 amino acids. NCBI's taxonomy places the organism in Eukaryota, Metazoa, Chordata, Mammalia, Sirenia, Trichechidae. The transcript is spliced from 9 exons. The record is from RefSeq and is a predicted model, not a curated record.
AUGGAGAAAACAGAUGCCAAAGACCAGCCCUCUCAGGUAGAUGAAGAGAAAGACUCACCCAAGAGCCACCCUUACUCCGUGGAGACCCCAUAUGGCUUUCAUUUAGACCUGGACUUUCUGAAGUAUGUGGAUGACAUCGAAAAAGGAAACACCAUCAAAAGGAUUCCUAUCCACCGACGGGCCAAGCAGGCCAAGUUUAGCACUUUGCCCCGAAACUUCAGCCUUCCUGACAGUGGAGCUCGGCCCCAUGCUGCAAUUCCCCACUCAAACUGGUCCCCAGUGGUGCCAAGGAAAGUGUCGCUCGGGACAGAGGAGCAAGCCCAGGCACUGCCACUUAGUGAUUCCUCCCAAGCCUCAGCCAGCGGCGGUGAGGUGAGCUACCAUAGGAAAGCCCUGCUGGCCGAGGCCACCAGGCAGUUGGAGGCAGCUCCUCCUGAAGAUGCUGAGCUCUUCUCUGGAAGUGGACGGCCCCAGCUUUUGAGAGCAUCCAGCAUGCCAGCCACGCUGCUGCAAAACAGGGCCUCUGAGGAGCCCAGCCUACCCUCAGCUCUUACUCCACCUCCCACCCUCCCUCCACUUCAGGAUGAAGGCAGUGUCUGUGAUGGUACCUUUGGGCCUGUGGAAGGAUUUGCAGAUAUUCACAGUUCCAGCCCACAAGCAUCAACUCAACCAAAAGUCAGAGAGUUUGAAGACCUGGUGCUGGGGAUUCCAGAGCUGGUCCAGGAGGCAGCCAAGCCUCUGGAUGGUAAAGAGGAGGCUCCAAAUCACCUCUCUUUCCCAGGUCCUCCUUCCUCAUCCCAGAAUGCACUUGUAGAGGAUGCAGAAGACAAUCGUGAAACCAGAGAAGCAGAGGUGGUGGUCACUCCUGGCUCCCCAACACCAAGUCCCCCACCUCUACCAUCACCCAUCCCUGAAAAUGAUCUCCCUCUAGAAGAAAUUGAGCUCAACAUCAGUGAGAUCCCACCCCCGCCACCUAUAGAGGUUGACGUGAGAAGUAUUGGCAUUAGGGUGACGGAGGAAAGCCUGGGCCUUGCCAGGGUAGAUCCCAGUAGUAUCUCCAGCCUGAAGCAGCAGGUUACAGCCCUUGAGGGCGAGUUGUCUGGAAGGAGUAAGGAGCUGGCCCAGGCCAGAGCUGCCCUCCAGCAGCAGGAAGAGGAAAUAAAGGCCAGGGAGCAGAGGAUUCAAGAGCUAGAGUUCGCUGUAGCCCAACUAGAAGAAAAGCUUAGCCAAGAUAAUGCCAGAGAUGCUCAGGGCCAGACUGAUGCCAUGGUGAACACUGACCUUCUCCAUGAACUCUUGACCAGGGAGUCGUUUGACAAGAGCAUUGGGGUCAACCUUCUGGACAUGACAGAAUCUGAAAGCUGGGAGGCCAGAGGAGAGGAGAAUGGCCUCCUACCGGGGCAAGGCAGCCACAAACAAGGGGAUAAGAGCCCAGCAGAACUUGUACUAUCACCCCAGCUGCCACUGCCACAGGGACCCGAGAUGGUCCUUACCUAUUCUUUACAUAGCUGCCUUUCCACCGAACUCAAGAUCGAAGAAGCAGGUUCUGAGCAGGAGGGAGGCCCUCAGGUAGGAGCCGAGGGUCUGGCCGGCAAAGCAGAAGGCUCUCCUUGGAGCAGCAGCAGAAAGGCUCCCCAAGCAGGGAGGGAGAAGGUCGGUCCAAAGCUUCCAGGGAAGGAGCGCCCAGAAAGGCCACCAGGCUCACCCACAGAUGCCACCAUUGGGCAAUACGUUAAGAAGAUCCAGGAGCUCCUGCAAGAGCAGUGGAACUGCUUGGAGCACGGGUACCCAGAGCUGGCCAGCGCCAUCAAGCAGCCGGCCUCCAAGCUCAGCAGCAUUCAGAGCCAGCUGCUGAGCUCUCUCAACCUGCUGCUGUCUGCGUACUCCGCCCAGGCUCCCCCUCCGGAGCCCCCGGCCCCCUCCUCCUCCUCUGCACCAGAGGAGAUCUCCCCGUCGACCAGCCUUAAAUCCAUAAUGAAAAAGAAAGACUAUGGCUUCCGUGCAGGAGGUAAUGGGACCAAAAAGAAUCUUCAGUUUGUUGGGGUUAACGGUGGCUACGAGACCACCUCAAGUGAGGAGACCAGCGGUGAGGACAGCUCCCCUGAAGACUUGUCAGACAGUGAAGCUGAGAAGCAAUGUGAUGGCCCUGAACACAGGCAGGGCAAAGACACCCACUCCAGCUACGAGGCCAGGCAGGGUGUCCCUGAGGGCACCCAUAAUGCAGGCCAGGAAAGUAGGCCUGUGGAAGAAAUCCCCCAUCCCAAGGCUGAGAGAUAUAAACCCUCUGAAGAAUUUCUUAAUGCAUGCCAGGCACUGAGCCAGCAUCUGCCAGAAAUUGAGACCACCACUGACCGGCUCUUGAGGCAAAGUUUGAAUACCAUCAGUCAAGAGUGGUUCCGUGUCUCCAGCCGGAAGUCAUCUAGCCCUGCUGUGGUGGUCGCCUACCUCCAUGGGGUCCAGUCCCAUUCGCCCCACUUCCUAAAGCUGCUUGUCAACUUGGCUGAUGGCAACGGGAACACAGCCCUUCACUACAGUGUGUCCCAUUCCAACUUCUCCAUCGUGAAGUUGCUGCUGGAGACAGGUGUCUGCAAUGUGGACCAUCAGAACAAGGCUGGCUAUACUGCCGUGAUGAUCACCCCUUUGGCAUCUGCAGAGACUGAUGAAGACAUGGCUGUUGUCCGGAAGCUCUUAAGAGAAGGAAAUGUGAACAUCCAAGCUACUCAGGGAGGCCAGACUGCGCUGAUGCUGGGAGUGAGCCACGACCGGGAGGACAUGGUCCAGGCGCUGCUCAGCUGCCAGGCGGACGUCAACCUGCAGGACCAUGACGGAGCGUCGGCCCUCAUGCUGGCCUGUCGCCAUGGCAACGCGGACAUGGUGCGGCUGCUCCUGGCACACCCGGCCUGUGACAGCAGCCUGACUGACAAGGCUGGCCACACAGCUUUGUCCAUCGUUCUGAAAUCCCCCGCCCAUGUGGAAAUUGCAGGGCUGCUGCGGGCCCACGCGGAGCAGGGCAGGUCCCUAGGGCCAUAG